This is a messenger RNA of Paramisgurnus dabryanus, 4217 nucleotides long. RefSeq names its product ring finger protein 40 (gene rnf40). Lineage: Eukaryota; Metazoa; Chordata; Actinopteri; Cypriniformes; Cobitidae. Gene Ontology annotation, cellular component: nucleus; HULC complex. The record is from RefSeq and is a predicted model, not a curated record. Gene Ontology annotation, molecular function: ubiquitin protein ligase activity; metal ion binding.
UUCACACAUUAGCUGUUCUUCCUGUUUUUUGGUCCGCACAGAGGGAAGCAUGUCUGGAACUGGGGGUGGGAAGCGGCCCUCAGGAGGGGACAGUCCCCCGGGCCCACCUGAAAAAAAGACCAAAAAAGAGGAGAAAACUACUACAACUCUCAUAGAGCCCAUUCGCAUCGGAGGAGUUUCUUCCACGGAGGAGAUGGACAUGAAGGUCAUUCAGUUCAAGAACAAGAAGCUCUAUGAGCGCCUUGAACAGAGGCAGGCUUUGGAGGAUGAAUUGAGGGAGAAGAUUGAGAAGCUGGAGAAGAGGCAGGCCACCGAUGACACCACCCUGCUGAUCGUCAACCGCUGCUGGACUCAGCUGGAAGAAAAUAUUCAUGACCUGUUGCAGCUGGUGGAGCCUAAAGAAACCUCAGCACCUGUCCAGACUCCUGCCACACCUCCUGUCCCUGCAGAUGCGUCUCUCCCUGCUGCUCCUGCCCCAUCACCAGCCCCUGAACCCUCUACUCCUUUACCAGCUCCAGUGGAGGGAGAGGACGGCCUCCCCCAGCCUCCAUCUACAGCUGAGGGGGUGGAGGAGGAACAGAAACAGCCAGAGCAGGUGAAGGAACAGGAGCAGGCUCAGCAACCGCUUGAGACCGAGGAGAAACCACCUGAGAAACCAGUGAAGGAUGGCAUUUCCGCCCCUCCACCUCCUCUCAGUGAAAGUGCUAAGGCUUUCCUGGCUACUCUGGAUAACAGUAGUGAAGAGGAACUCACUCUGCAGCUGCAGGAUAGAAUGCAGUUCAGCAAGGGGGCCGUAGCCUGCAUGGUCUGCAUCUUUGACCGUCUGCACAGUAGCAUUGAGGAGCUGUGCGCUAGAGUAGAAUCAGCAGUUUGUGAGGAUGACAGUCAGCGAGAGAUAAUCGCCACAAACCGCAAACUUCUGGAGGAAAACAAUCGGCUACAAGACCUUGCUUCUUCUCUUCAGGGGAGACACCAUAAAAUGUCAUUGGAGUAUAAUGAACUAGUGGACAAAGUUACAAGUUCUGAGACUAAAGUGUCUGAGAUGGAGACUGCUGUGGAGGACCUGCAGUGGGACAUCGAGAAACUUCGUAAGAGAGAGCAGAAGCUGAAUAAACAUCUAGCAGAAGCUCUGGAGCAGCUUAAUUCAGGUUAUCAUGCCACUGGCAGUUCUGGCGGAUUACCUGGUGGUCAAAUCACACUUACUAUACAAAAGUUUGAGUCUCUGAAUGCAGAGCUGGAGCAGAAUCAGGAGCUGGCCAAUAGCCGUAUGUUAGAGCUUGAGAAACUACAGCAAGAGCUACAGGAAGCUGUUCGGGAGAGUGAAAAGCUAAAGAUGGAUCUUAGAAACAUACCUGAGGAUGUCUUAAAGGAGACACCUGAGUACAAGUGCCUCCAAUCACAAUUCUCUCUGCUGUACAACGAAUCUCUGAGUGUAAAGACCCAGCUGGAUGAAGCUAGAGCUCUACUGCUCACUGCCAAAAAUGCUCAUCUGCGGCAGAUAGAGCACAUGGAGAGUGAUGAGUUGUCUCUUCAGAAAAAGUUACGAACCGAGGUCAUACAGCUAGAAGACACACUGGCGCAGGUCCGAAAGGAAUACGAAAUGCUUCGGAUUGAGUUCGAACAGAACCUCGCAGCCAAUGAGCAAGCAGGCCCAAUAAACAGAGAGAUGAGACACUUAAUCAGCAGUCUGCAGAACCACAAUCACCAGCUUAAAGGGGAUGUGCAGAGAUAUAAGAGGAAGUUACGUGAGACACAGAUGGAAAUUAACAAGUUGAAGUGCCAGAGCGGAGAUGCAGGCGCGCUGCUGUUAGACGAAAGCGUGGGUGAUGGAGGACUGGAGGUUAAGAAGGAAGAAGACGAAGACCAGGAUGAGGAAGAAGAGAGGAGGAGAGAGUUGGAGAGGCAGCGAGCUCGGGAGAGAGAGAGGGAGGCUGAGCGAGAGAGGGAGAGAGAAAGAGAGCGCGAGAGACAGCGCACUGAGGAGAUGAAAAGGAAAGACUCUGAUACGCUGAAGAUGCUCAGAGCAGAGCUCAAAAAAGCUCAAGAGUCUCAGAAGGAAAUGAAACUGUUGCUAGACAUGUACAAAUCGGCUCCAAAAGAGCAGAGGGACAAAGUGCAACUCAUGGCGGCAGAAAAGAAGUCCAAAGCGGAGGUGGACGAGUUGAGGCAGAGAGUGCGAGAACUAGAGGAAAGAGAAAAAAAGGAGAGCAAGAAACUUGCAGAUGAAGAUGCCCUCCGCAAGAUACGCGUGGCUGAGGAGACCAUCGAACACUUGCAGAAGAAACUGGCUGCUACGAAACAGGAGGAAGAAGCUCUGCUGAGUGAAAUGGACGUAACGGGACAAGCGUUUGAAGACAUGCAGGAGCAGAACAGCAGGCUCAUGCAGCAGCUCCGAGAGAAAGAUGAUGCCAACUUCAAGCUCAUGAGCGAACGAAUCAAAUCCAACCAAAUUUACAAGCUACUGCGGGAGGAGAAGGAAGAGCUUGCAGAUCAGGUGCUCACGUUCAAGACCCAGGUGGACGCGCAGCUGCUGGUUGUGCAGAAACUAGAGGAAAAAGAGGGCGUCCUGCAGAGCACGUUGGCUGCUUUGGAGAAGGAGCUUGGACUGCGCACCCAAGCGCUAGAACUCAACAAACGCAAGGCGGUGGAGGCAGCCCAGUUGGCAGAAGACCUUAAAGUGCAGCUGGAGCACACUCAGACCAAGUUGAGGGAGAUCCAAGCCUCAGUGUUAGACAACCGUACGGCCCGUGAGAGGGAGAGUGCCAACCUUAAAAGGGCACAGGAGGACUUGUCCAGACUGCGGCGUAAGCUAGAGAAGCAGAAGAAGGUCGAGGUAUACACAGAUGCUGAUGAGAUCCUGCAAGAAGAAAUCAAUCAGUAUAAGGCUAAACUGCGGUGUCCUUGCUGUAACACCCGGGACAAGGAGACCGUCCUCACCAAGUGUUUCCACGUCUUCUGCUACGAAUGCUUGAAGACCCGUUACGACACCCGCCAGAGGAAGUGCCCCAAAUGCAACGCCGCUUUCGGUGCAAAUGACUUCCACCGCAUCUACAUCACCUAAUUUAGGAAGAACUACGAGAUGGACUCUGAAUCCAGUGAGAACGGACAGGAUGAAAGUGGACUACGAAGCACAGUGUCACCAUGCUGUGGUAUUUUAAUAUGCUCUGAAGUGCCACUUUCACUCGCAUCUGUGAGAGGUGCCGCUGAUGACCAAACAGACAGUGACGGAAUGGAAACAGUUGUGAUGAAGUAACCGUGAAAGUAGUCAUGGUCUAUAGCACACAAGCAGUGCUGCUUCAUUGCAGAAAAAUGCAUUGAGGUUCGUCUCUCUUGCUGUGUUCUGUGAAGUUUUACAAUGUAUUUUCUUUUUAAUUUCAUUUUUUGAACAUCAACCAUAAAGCAGGAAAGGUUACCAAGUAUCAUAAGCAUCAUAACUGCAGCUAAUAUGACAAACACCUUCACGGGGUUUCACUGAAUAUGUUUUGACCAUUUUUAAGCCUGUUUUCCUUUGAGUCAUACAGUAACUCUAUCUGGUAAUAAUCAGAGCCUGUUAACACAGUGACGUUACUGAACCCCUUUUACAUACUUAAUGAACAGAUGUGACGGUAAAGUAUCUCUAUCCAGUAAUGAUGAGACUGGUUUCUAUGGUGACAUUCAGUGGUACUCAACCCCCCCUUAUUAUGACCAAUAAACACACGUGAGAUGCAGGGAGAUGCAGAAUUUGAAACAUGGAUUGUGGUGCAGUGAUUUCUUUUUUGUUUUUAUGCAAACUGGGAUCAACUUUGGAGUUUACAGUCACAAAUGAUGUAGCUAUAGUAAUGAAAUGUGUAUAUUCAUACAAUAAAUAACCAUAUAUACCUGUGUUAGUUGGAUGCUAAUCAUGAAACUGUGCAAAUACCAGAUAUUUCACUGAGAAUAGUAGAUCAAAACCAAGUAGUUUCUGGCAUUUUCAUAAACUUGGUUCUCUGAUUUGAUGUCAAGCAGAAAUCAAAAACAUUAAGUUGCGCAGUGUGCUUAAGCAAUUGUUUCUCAUCCGUCUAUUCCCUUGUUGAAACUUUUGUGUUGUUUGUUUAAACAUAUUGUGACGCGAAAUCAUGAGUUUUAAUUCUAAUGAGCUGUUCAUGUUGAUCUUGUUGUUGUACAGAGUGCUUUCCAAGUGUAAACCCUGACAUUUUACACUCCUCGUGCUGUCUGCCAAUACAACCCUGAGAAACAUU